UAUAUUAUACCUAUAAUUAGUGUGCGAUAACCGGCUGGUCCAGUUAAGUCGUCGGUAUCCCGUGCAACGAUCGAAAAAAUGACAUAAGUUCGCGGCUGUUGUUUACUCAGCGCCGUAUUGGCACCUUGCACUAUGCGCCACAUUGGAGUGCGAGAGAAUCACCGGCUUAUCUACCGUUUUCUUGUGCAGGAGGUGCGCAAGUGUGCGCAGAAAGUCUUUUGAGGUUAUAAAUUUCGAUCAAGUGUUAACUCUUUGUUGACGACCACGACGACGACUACGGCAAGGAUGAGGGGCGGAGGUGGCAUGUUUGACGUGCACGAGUUCGGAAAGCGGGUGCGACGCUCCCUGGACGGAAACUACUCCUACAGGAAGAUCCUCGUGCUGCUCGUUAUCUUCGGCGGCUUCCUGCUCUACGUCGGACCUUCGCUUUUUCAGUGGCUCUUCUCCAGCAGGAGAGAACCCAUAGAAGCCUACGAGGAACACUGUAUCAGCGAGCGCUUGGCUGGAUUCUACUUUGACUCUGCGGAAUACAAUGCCAAUGUCUUGUUCAACCCACCAAAGGAGGAUGAACAUACUUAUCUGCCCUAUGUGGGCAAUGGUUUAUUUGGUAUUCCAAUACAGUCGGAAUCUUGGCUCUACAUAAAGCACGGCAGAACUCUGUCUCUACCCGUGAAGUGGCAGCCACUAAUCAGCUAUCAGGUUCCCGAAUAUAUUUCCUACAAGGAGGCAACUGUUACCCACUACACCAAGGGUAUAGUUUACAAAUAUCAGUGUUUUCGGGAUGGAUACCACAUAGGUUAUCAAUACUACGCUCAUAGAGAACUGGAAGGAAUCUUUGUGCAAGAAAUCAAAAUUUCCAACCCUUUGAGCAAUCUGCAGGAGUUGCCAUUCAAAACUCAAGCUUCCGUUCAUUGGACCGAUUCUCUCACAGAGUCCAUAAACAUCCUAGUCGAGCGCACCAAUCAUGAGUUUACCCUAGUCUCAGGGUACAUAAAUGUACCUAGUUCUAGCAAAGUUGUGGCUGUUUCGAUAGUUUAUCAAGCUGCAUCGAAAAACAUAGAAGUCAAGGCGAGAGGUUCUGUGAAAAUGGAGUAUUUAGCUAGUAUUAAAUACAGUGAACCUAUUGCAAUGGACCAAUAUAGACAUGAAAGAGAUUCAGUUAGAGAAAAAGCCAUUGAUCAAAUGAGGAAAGCUCUUGUAAAACAGCAGAGUCUAGGCUUGAAGCAAGAGCAUGUAAACACCUGGCAAAAGUAUUGGCAUUCUGGCUUCAGAAUAAGCGAUUCCAAGGCAAAAGGAGCUAUCAAUGGCUACAAAAUAAAUUCUACCAUUUACUAUGUUUUGAGUCAAGUGCCAAAAGCCUUACCAGACGUUGAAAAGAGCGUCAUCAACAAUGAAGGUUGUUACAGAGGACAUCAUACUUUGGACGCUCCUCGCUUAUGGAGAGACACUUCUACGAUCGACGCAAUCAAUGAACUGGUUAGAGCUUGGUCCAUAACUUUGGAAAAACAAGGUUGUCAUAGACUGAUGACCGGCAAUCCCUCUGCUGUAUUACAAGCCAUUGUUCUGAGCCUUGGAGGUUUGAGGUUUAGCAAUCAACAUUUGGAAUUCAACAUAGAUCCUCAACACUUGCACAGAGACUUUUUAUUCAGGAGGAUUAGCUAUGAGAACGUUACGCAUCUCAAUAUAUCAGUUCACGUUAAUGAGGACAAUCGUGCUGUGUUGGGUGUAGCACUUGAUAGAAGUGAUAGUGUUUAUUAUGGAUGUGAUGCUGGCUGCUUGGAUGCUCCAGUACCGCUAAGUCAAUCAUAUACAAACUUUCCCGUAAAACUGACGACACCGCUAACGGCUAUUCUGUACAUAACUUCGGAUUAUCAGCACAUGCAAGAUUUGCAAAAUGCUCUUCAUGUGCAUGCCGUCGAUGAAGCUCCAGCACACGAUCAUCAUCUUAUGGCAUUGCACAAACAUGGUCAUCAGUUAGGAGGCUUACCCACCUUCUUUUGGGUGAGCAUAUGUUUCCUGAUCAUCGUUUUCCAUUUAUUCCUCUGCAAACUUAUCGUCUCGGAAUAUUGGGAUCAAAAAGACCGUGUUAAAGUGCGAUACAACAAGCCCUAAGUAUUGUAAAUAAUUUUUAUAGCACUCUUGUUAUGCAUUGUGUAAAGGUGAUAUAUUUUUACACAGUUAUUAAAAAAUGAGAGAGAUGUACAGGCUGCGAUAUUGUUAUAAAACAAGCAAGUGUUGAUAAAUAUAAUCGUCGUAGAUAUGUUAGAUCGUCAUUUUUAUAAGAAAAUUGUACAACUCGUUUGUUCUUCGUGUACAUUGACUUUCAAAGGACUUCAAAGGUAGUCGAUAGGUUAAUGAGUGGUCGAACGUAAGCAAAUUACGUACUUUUGGCAGUAUUUAUUCAAAUAAACAUAAUUCGAAAUUGUAUAAACCACAUAUAAAUUACAUCAAAGCUAUACAAAUGUUGAAAUUAAAAGAAUCAUCUAUGGUGCAAUAAUAUUGUAGUCUUGAAACAUUUUUUUAAUCACGCAAACGAUCGAUAAUAUAUAAUGAAGUGAAAAUGUUGUUUUUUUGAGAAAUAGCUUUAUACAAUUCUUUAGCCUUUAUAUUCCAAGUUCAUACAUAUAUAUUUGAAGUAUACGACCAGUCGUUUUACAUACUUUUAUUUCUUUUGCACAGGUAAUACUGAUUGUUGAGUACUUUUUCUUUUCUCUUAAUAAGUUUUAAUUGCUCUUUUCCAUAAAUCUCUAACGAACAAUCAUACACUAACAAACAAUAAAACUCAUUUUCAUAACACUUAUAUCUAAAACAUUCUUUCCGUGUUUGGUCUUAAUACUAAAACGGCACAGCGACCUCCUGCUGAUUAUUUUUCUAGUUUUUGAAAUCUUUAUUUACUCCCUACAAUUCUUCCUUGGAUCAAAAAAUAAACGAUUUCUUGCAAAAUUAAAAAAUAUGUAUAUAUGCCCUGGAAAAAAAUAUAAAUAUCUGGUACUGAAUCUACGUUAAAACUGUCUAACCUUGGCUAGAAAAUGUAAUUCAAGACUAGAUUCACUGUUAAAUUUACUUGACAUAUCAUGUACUUAUGAUAAACUUGGAACAAUAUAACCUCUUUUCAUUCUUCCUAAUACAUUUUUAUAUAAAAGAAAAACCAUACGGGCCUUUACUUAAUGUCAAUGAUGGCAGACGACCUGUAAGCUUUUUUCAGAUAAUCUUCUAACCAGGGACUUGUUCGUAGAGCUUAUCGUAUAUAAAUGUAAUCUCCUGAUCUUUAAUAUUUAGCUCUAAAUGUAUAAUGCACAUACGUCUUUAACACUGCUUACUAAUCAAAACACGGGAUGAUUCGCCAGACGCCUUAUCUCAUUUGUAAAGGCGACUGAUAAAUCAUAUUCACUAGCGUAUUGAUAUUAUGAUUUUGAUUAUUUUUUUCUCUUAUGAAUGACAGCAAUUACUGAUAGAGAUUUCUUAAUUCUUACGAUUUAGUAAUAAACAAUAACUUAUGUAUGUACAUUCUAUACAUAGAAUCUCUAAGAGUGAACGUAAAUCAUUGACGUUGCUUCGACAACGAUUUAUUCUCUGUUUAUACUCCUAGAAAGUAUAAAUCUUAUGGAUUUUUCAUGAAUUUUUAACGAACGUGUGUGCGUAAAGUGCGACAUAAACAAAUUACGGGAAGUCCAUUCCACGAUAUCAAGUCCGCAAUUACAACUAUCCGCUAUAUAUUAUGUAUAGUAUAUAUUUAUAAAUGUAAAGAAAAAAAUAAAACCCAACGAUAGACAUCA
Molecule: messenger RNA, 3776 nt
Organism: Nasonia vitripennis (jewel wasp)
Lineage: Eukaryota; Metazoa; Arthropoda; Insecta; Hymenoptera; Pteromalidae
Exons: 7
Coding region: 286-2112 (608 amino acids)
Source: RefSeq, a predicted model, not a curated record